UUCUAUAGUCAGUUGUAAACUGUUAUUGGUCAUUUCAAAUUUCAAUUCAUUCUAUAGUAAACCCGCCAAAAGAUUUAAAUUUGAUUUUGUCACUUACCAAAGGUUAAAAGUGAUUUGUAAAGUUGAUAGUUUUGUCUUUUUGACUUAGUUGCGAUAUGUUAAAUAGACGCAAAAGUAUAUGUAUUAUUAGAAAGUUAUUUUGCAAAAGAAAGCAGUAAAGUUAACAAAAACCCAAUGAAUGAAGACUUUAAAAUUCUGGUAAUCUAAGAAAUAUUUCCAAUUACUUUUUUUUGAAAUCAAAUAAAAUAAUAACGGUUAAGUAAAUCACAAAAGUUAUCGGUAAUGAAAGAAAAUUUAGAAUUGGAAGUAAAAAGUUUAAAAGAACAAGUACAAUUACUGCAGAGUGCUGUAAGUGCAAUGCAACAGGAGUCCGAAAGAAAAGAACUUUCACUUGCAAAAUUAAUGAGAGAUAAAGAGAAACUUUACAAAGAUAAGGAAAAGUUAAUCAAGGAUAAAGAAAUAUUAGCUAACAGUUUAAGAAGAGAAAAACUUUCAAGUACUGAUUUAAAAAAUCAGCUUGAAAAUGAACGGAAAUAUUAUUUUGAAGUAAAAGAAUCUUAUACCCAAGAAAUGAGCGAAGCUCGACAACUUAAAAGGAAACUUUCAAAAAGAAGUUGUCAUAUUUUAGUAAAAAAACUUGAAGAAGAGCUCGAGUCAUGUAAAUCGGAAGUAAAACAGUUAAAAGACGCUCUUCGAGAAACUUUGGAAGCGAAUUAUAAUUUAAGUAUUAGAUUUUUACGAAUGAAAACUACAAAAUCUCAGUUUAAAAAUCGACUUAGAAAAAUACAAGAGGACCGAACCAAAAUAGCUGUAGAACUAGAGUCAAGAAUAGCUUUAUUAAAUAAAGAAUUGCAUUUCGUCGUAAAUAAUGAAUUUAAAAAUUGCAUUUCUCCAAGUAAUAACCGUUAUCUUCAGAUAAUUAAGCAAAAUGGAAAUUUACUACACGAAAAUUUUUGUUUGCAAAAGGAAAUCGAAAGAAUGGGCGAGCAAUUAAAUAAAAUGCACAAUGUUUUAACAAAGUAUAAACUAAACAACAAACUAAAAUAUUAUCCGACAAAAUGCGCGGAUGUUCAAGAUCCGAUAAAUAAAACAAUAUUGAACGAGAAACAAUCGCAUUUUCGAAUAACAUCAAAGUCAACUGAACAAAGUUUAAGGCCAGAAAUCACUACUUCUACAUCUGCUUACCAUAAUGAAACGAAACAGCCAGAAUAUCACAACAUUAAUAUUUGCAACCAAAAUAAACGAAAUCGAUCCAGAAUACAUUUUAAAGAAAACAAUGAGCGAAAUUCAUUAACUGAACAAAACAAUAAAAAAAAGUACGAAGAAGUUUGCAUAAAAGACACCAAUAAAAACAAAAUAAAAAAGGUAAUAGAAAAGGAUAAAGAAAAAACUGACGAAAAGUUCAAGGAACUAAAGAAAUUCACUAUGGGGCCCUAUAAUAAAGUUUUUUUGAAGGAUCAGUCAACCUUUUCUAAAUUUCAUAUUGAGAAGAAAGCGGAUGUUAUUAGUAAAACAUGUGAUUCUGAUGGUUUAGAUUUAGUUCAAGUAUCAGAAAUUCAAUCUAAAACAACUGUAAAGACAGGAGAUUUAUCUUGUGGGAAUCCCCCCGAAUACCGUCCAAGUAUUUUCACAACACCGUUCACUAUUAACUUUUUCGUUUCUAAUAGAAGUUUUCAAACUCAAUCCUGUCCUGAUAUUUUGCACAAAUAAUACUUGUCUCCGGUAAUA
Messenger RNA from Agrilus planipennis (emerald ash borer), 1788 nucleotides. Its product is annotated as probable DNA repair protein RAD50. The transcript has 3 exons. The record is from RefSeq and is a predicted model, not a curated record. NCBI's taxonomy places the organism in Eukaryota, Metazoa, Arthropoda, Insecta, Coleoptera, Buprestidae. Bases 343 to 1770 code for a protein of 475 amino acids.